AGCAGCAGUCAGCUGAGGACGGGGACGCUUAGCCCGGUGGUUGCGGCGCCAGUUCCUACCUGAGACGGGGAGAGCCCCGGACUAUGCACCGGGCCGGCGGCAGCUGAGGAGCAUGAAAAGUGGAAACGUUUUGCAACAUCUGACCUGCUAUGGCAAACCCUAUCCAGUGGGCACUUGAGAGACUGCAGCAUGUCCUACCCUUCAGCACGGUCAAUGAACCCUCACAAGGCUCCUCAUGGUUAUGUCCAUUCCUGACAUUUGGUAGAAAUCGCACUAUGAGUAGAUUGACUUCUAAACACCGCACUGUGGUCCCAUGUUCACAGCGGUUUAAAGGGGAGUAUGAGAACAUAUCCAAGGCCUACAGAAAUAACAAAAUACGGACAACAAAGUACACAUUGCUCAAUUUUAUACCGAGGAACCUGUUUGAACAAUUUCAUAGGGCAGCCAAUUUGUACUUCCUCUUUCUGGUGGUCUUGAACUGGGUCCCUGUGGUGGAGGCUUUCCAGAAGGAGAUCACCAUGAUCCCCCUGUUGGUUGUACUGACCAUCAUUGCUAUUAAAGAUGGUUUGGAAGACUACAGAAAACACAAACUGGACAAGGUCAUUAACCAUUUACUGGCACGUGUCCACUGUAGGAAGGAAAAGAAAUAUGUUGAAUGUUACUGGAAGGAUGUGACGGUGGGAAAUUUCCUUAAGCUCCAGUGUGAUGAGAUCAUCCCCGCUGAUAUGAUACUGCUACAUUCCUCUGACUUGGAUGGAAUUUGUCACAUUGAAACAUCCAGCCUUGAUGGUGAAAGUAACUUGAAACAGAGACAGGUGGCAAAAGGAUACGUCAUGGACUGGGAGUUAGAUCCUGAAAUGUUUUCUAGCAAAAUACAGUGUGAAGCUCCAAAUAGUGACCUGGGAAGGUUCAAAGGAUACCUAUCUCGUUCAGAACAGGAAAAGAUUGGCCUAAGUGAACAAAAUUUGCUUUUGAGAGGAUGCACUGUGCGCAAUACAGAGGCUGUUGUCGGCAUUGUUGUAUAUGCAGGACAUGAUACCAAAACCAUGCUGAACAAUAGUGGUCCCCGAUACAAGCGAAGCCAACUGGAAAGACAGCUGAAUUCUGACAUAUUGUGGAGUGUCCUGCUUUUACUCAUCAUGUGCUUGUUCGGAGCGUUGGGAUACGGAAUAUGGCUGCAAGGAUAUCCAGAACCUCCAAUUUUCAUCCUGCCGGAACCUAGUGGGGGGUGGUUGUCUCCAGCAUUGGCUGGCUUCUAUAUGUUUUGGACAAUGAUAAUCAUCUUGCAGGUGUUGAUUCCAAUUUCGCUGUACGUUUCCAUUGAGCUUGUUAAGCUAGGACAGAUCUUCUUCAUCCAGAAUGACAAGGACUUCUACUGUGAGAAGUCUGAUUCUCUCAUAGAGUGCAAAGCGCUGAAUAUUUGUGAAGAUCUAGGUCAGGUGCAGUACAUUUUUUCCGACAAGACAGGCACGUUGACUGAAAACAAGAUGGUGUUCCGAAGGUGCAGCAUUGCUGGUGUGGAAUACUCCCAUGAGGACAAUGCUAAGAGACUAGAGACCUAUGAAGAGUCUGAUCUUCACUAUGAAGAUACACAGGAUGGUGUCUCCCCCUCCAAAAGGGCAACCUGCAAGUCAAAAAGUCACAGUCCAAGGUCUGUACGGAGAACCCCAAGCAACAAGUCGCUGAACAAGUCUGCAACCGGGUCAGAUCUGCAAGAAGGCGAUGAGCCUGGUUCUGCACCAGUUUCCAGAAGCAUUGCAUUUAGCAGCCCCAUGGAAAAAGAUGUGGUCCCAGACCCAGGAUUACUCGAGAAGUUUAGCAGCAUCACUCCUCGCUGUGUGCGUUUGUCCUGUCAGGAGUCUGCUCUGGAGUCUUCCUAUAUUAUUGACUUUUUGCUUGCACUUGCCAUCUGUAAUACUGUAGUGGUGUCUUUACCUAAUCAACCACGCCAAAAGGUAAGGAUGCCAUCCUUAAUUAAAACUCCAAUGAAAUCUCUUGAAGAAAUCAAGCAGAUGUUUCAGAAGUUCUCGGUUCGGAAACUGAGCUCCACCUCACUGUCUGGCGGCAAAGAUUCCAGUUCCGAAACUCCCAACAACUUUAUGAACAAAGUGCCCUUCUUUAGUAGAAUGAAGCUGGCUUCUCCUACUGAGGGUGUCCCUACCUCAGAGAUUAGUCUGGAUGCUACUAGUGAAAUGCCCCCGGAGGGGUUGGAAAAUUCAGACCUGGCAAGUCCCAGUGAUGCCACUGAUAAACCCACCACGUGUGAGCUUUACUAUGAAGCAGAGUCCCCGGAUGAGGCUGCAUUGGUUCACGCUGCCAGAGCUUACAAAUGCACUCUUCAGUCUCGGACUCCUGACCAAGUCACUGUGGAGCUUGGCUUUCUAGGACCUUUAGCAUUUCAACUUUUGCACAUUUUGCCAUUUGACUCUGUGAGGAAAAGGAUGUCUGUUGUGGUGCGAAACCCUUUGUCCAAUGAGGUAGUGGUGUAUACAAAAGGUGCGGACUCUGUAAUAAUGGAUCUUCUAACCUUGGCUUUUAAUGAUAACAAAACAGAAGUUCUGCAGACGGAGAUCCGAACGCUAACACAGAAACAUUUAGAUAAAUAUGCUAAAGGAGGACUCCGCACUUUAUGUAUUGCUAAGAAGGUUAUGACUGAUGUGGACUAUGCCGAGUGGCUUCAUGGCCAUAGUGUAGCAGAAACCAGUAUCGAUAACCGGGAAGAACUUUUAUACGAGUCUGCACUUAAACUGGAAACCAAUCUAAUGCUGCUUGGGGCUACUGGUAUUGAAGACCGUCUACAGGAAGGUGUUCCAGAGACCAUAGAGUCACUAAGAAAAGCUGGUAUUAAAAUUUGGAUGCUUACUGGGGACAAGGAAGAGACUGCAGUCAACAUUGCAUAUUCUUGCCAACUUCUAGAACAUAGUUACAAAAUCUUCACAAUAACCAGACAAGAAAGGGCAACGUGUGAGGUUCUGGUAGACAACAUCAUUGGUGAAAUAGAAAGACACCUGGUGUCAGACCCUCUGCUAACAAAAGAUGAGAAAUCACAUAAUUCGUCCUUUGAGAAAGAAACUGUUGACUUUGCCUUGAUAAUCGAUGGGAAGAGCCUAGACUUUGCACUGCAUGAAACUCUGGAGAAGAAGUUCCUCUACCUCGCUCAGCAUUGUAAAGCUGUGAUAUGCUGCAGAGCAACUCCUCUGCAGAAAAGCCAAGUGGUUAAGCUUGUCCGGAAUAACGUGAAAGUGAUGACCCUUGCUAUUGGUGAUGGAGCCAAUGAUGUGAGCAUGAUACAAGUUGCUGAUGUUGGUGUUGGCAUUUCUGGACAAGAGGGCAUGCAGGCGGUGAUGUCGAGUGAUUUUGCACUCUCACACUUCAAACACCUGAGGAAGCUGCUGCUCGUCCACGGCCAUUGGUGUUAUACUCGACUAGCAAAUAUGAUUCUUUACUUUUUCUACAAAAAUGUGAUGUUUGUGAACCUUUUAUUCUGGUACCAGUUCUUCUGUGGUUUCUCUGGAACAUCAAUGGUGGAUGUUUGGAUGUUAAUCCUCUUCAAUCUAAUUUUUACCUCUGUGCCACCAAUAAUCUACGGCGUCCUUGAUAAAGAUGUAUCUGCAGAUACCCUCCUUGCGUUGCCAGAACUCUACAAAUCUGGGCAGACAUCAGAGGCAUACAAGAAGUCAACGUUUUGGAUCACCAUAUUGGAUGCUUUCUAUCAAAGUCUGGCAUGCUUCUUUAUCCCUUAUUUUACUUAUUUUGGCUCGGGCAUGGACAUCUAUUCUUUUGGAAACUUCAUAAUAACAGCCACCUUGUUUGUGGUUUUACUUCACCUCCUGAUGGAAAGUAAGAGCAUGAUGUGGAUACACUGGACGGUUAUGGUCCUAAGCAUCGCUGCCUACUUUGUCUUCACCUUGGCUGUUGAUGCGUUAUGCCUGCAAUGUAUGCCACCGGCAAACCCAUACUGGAUGAUGCAGAAACACAUGACGGACCCCAUGUUUUAUCUUGUGUGUGUUAUGUCUGUUAUUGUUGCACUUCUACCAAGGUUUGCUUUCCGAGUAUUUCAAGGAACGCUGUUUCCAACUCCGCAUCAGAGGGCUAAGCAGCUUGAUGUGAUGCCCCCUGGAGAGCGCUCAAAUGCCAUUAAACGCUGGUUUUUACCAAAGACUGACACUGCCUUAUUCCAUGCAGUACCAGCAGAUGGCAGCAGACUGAUAAAAAAGGAUGAAGAGGCUCCGUGCAUGCCAUCUCCAAACGACUGCACAAGCUAUGACAUAUGAGACAGAGUCUUGUGAUACUGGCCAAAGUAAAAGGACCGCACAUAAGUUUACUGCAUGGCUUCUCACAUUACAAUGUUCAAAAGGGAAAAAAGGGAACAAUAGGCGACCUAUAUUUCACUACUGGUGCUAACCUCUACCCUUCACCAUACUGCAGUGUGAGCGGCAUGUGCUUAGAAACCUACAGCCAGCCACACACACUGUAUAGUGGAAUGAAGGCUAACCCAGACCUCAUGUCAGUGAUUUCCAUGCAUUCUGCAUAUUCUCUACACCACUCAGUGUUACGUUGCUUCAUUUUAUGCAGUUAUUGGUUUUAUGUUCUGGGUCUGAAAAAUGACCUAAAAUAAUGAAAGCAGUGGGCGAUAUGAGCGCCUAUUACACGGUCACUGGAUGUGUUACCCAGGGAAGGGGUUAUAGGAGAUACCUGUCAAUCUCCCUGCGACAUUGCCAAUCUGAAUCACUGUAAGCAGGGACCACUUUAACCAUAUAAUCCAGGAGGUUGGUGACACUACUGUACUAUCAUUAGGGUGAUGUCACAUUAGUAGCCAUUUUAUCUUUUAAAGGGACUGUCUUGUUUUAGAAAACCAUUUUUAAAUAUCAAUUUAGUGCAUUUGGAGUUUAUAGAAGGGUUUCCCCUGCUCUUUAUGGAAGAGUGGAGCGCAGCCUAAACGAGCCUUGUACUUUCUGAAGGACCCAACACAUCCAUGUGUUCCCCUUUUUUUUAAUAAGUUCUGUGUAAUACUUGGUUUCCCCUGUGGUGGCGCUGCAGGGAUACUCAACACUUGCUGCUCUGUUCUUCCACAGAUCACAGCUGAUUGCUCAGUAAAUUGCGAUCAGCUAAUCAUUGGUGGCCGUCUUAACACAUCAGAUCGCAAAAAGUAGACAACCCCUUUUAUUAUUUUAUCCCUGUAUAACGAUAUGUAUGCAUGUGAUGUCUUCCACAUCAAUAAUGGCCUAGUCUGAUAGUGUCCCUUCAUUAACCCUUUCAAAGUUAUUUCUGGUUUGAUUCCAGUAUGGUUUCUUACAUUAUACGCAAUAGUUUAAUUUUGUAUUCUGGUGAGUGCAGCAGUUUUUUUUGUUACCUGCGUCCCUUUCUCCUGUCCUAGUAUUGAACAAGCACAUAUUUCUCAUCUCUCACGUAUGGAAUGUGACUUAUGAGCCUCACCCACUCCUGCAACGUGUACAACACCGUGCUAUAUGUAGGCACCUUACUGCAGAUACCAAGUUCCUAUUACAGGAUCACUGCAUUGCUGUACUAUGGCAUGGCCACAACAUAAGAUCUAUGUGCUGGUUAUAGUCACACCCAAAGCAUUGCUGUCAGGUUCACAGGUCUUCUGGCUCCAUGAAGCUCUAGGCACUGCAUUAGUGUCACUGUCUUCAAAGCAUCUAUUCUAUGUUCCAGCGUUUACACUAAUAGUUUUCUGCUGCGCUGUUCUAGUUGUCACAUUUGUUUCAUACAGUAUUACAUCCUCAUACUGUCUUUCAUAACUUUAUGAUGUUUCUUUUGUUGCAUUCCCCACAUUGGCCCUGGGGCCAUAUUUGUUACAUUCUUAUGUUUGCAUACCAAGAAUUAUGAAUCCCUUCCAAAACAAUAUGAAUCAUCUUAAUUCAUACUGCGCUCCUGGGCAUGUUUGUACAUUUAACCCAAAACUUUGAUGUCAAUGUCCACCUUGCACCCUCUUUUUUUCAGUCCAAAUCCUGUGCUGUUUUAUGUAUCUUUAUAGUCUAAAUCCCCUGCAUAGACACAGAUAGCAUUCUGACUGCCUUCUGCCACCACUAGAGGGAGCUUACUGCGUACUGUCUUUCUGUAUUUUUCGUUGUAUAAAGUAAAAUACCAUGCUCCCUCUA
Bufo bufo (common toad) is the source of this 6119-nucleotide messenger RNA. RefSeq names its product ATPase phospholipid transporting 10D (putative) (gene ATP10D). The coding region runs from base 150 to 4274 and encodes 1374 amino acids. Lineage: Eukaryota; Metazoa; Chordata; Amphibia; Anura; Bufonidae. The transcript has 23 exons. Gene Ontology annotation, cellular component: plasma membrane. Gene Ontology annotation, molecular function: ATPase-coupled intramembrane lipid carrier activity; ATP binding; ATP hydrolysis activity. Gene Ontology annotation, biological process: phospholipid translocation. The record is from RefSeq and is a predicted model, not a curated record.